AUGUCGGACCGCCGAACUCUAUGUCGUGCGACGGCUUUACAGGGCCGUUCUCUUUGUGCCACUGGUGGUCCAGAUGCAGCAUUCAGGGCUGAACAUGAGAGACUAGGCGCGUUCGAAUCGAAACCCAGUAGCGUAUCUUACGACAUGCGAAGAGCCUUGGAGCCCAUUGAGAUAGAGACGUGGUUUCACAUUGUGAGUGGCGAAACCGAUGCAGAUUUAGUAACAGACGAGAUGGUCAUACUUCAGUUACAUUAUUUGCAAAAAGCCUAUGAAAACGCUUCAAUAUCCUAUCGGUUAAAGGGCGUCACCCGUCAUAUUAAUAAAACUUGGGCGCGCAAUGGGGAUGACUCCGCCAUGAAGAAAGCACUUCGCAAGGGAGGUUACAGCACGUUAAAUGUCUACUUUCAGACCAAUCUACAGCCACCCUCCACCACGGACUUUGCGAGAUGGACCUCUGAAGGUGACAAUCGCCACGCAUAUAACUCAGACCUUGCCUCCCCUAGCGUCCUUGGUUUCUGCACUCUUCCGGAUCCGAGCAUUAACGCCAGCAGCCCUCGAGUCAGUUACUCCAAAGAUGGCUGCAAUGUGCUGGCUAAGACUAUGCCUGGUGGCCCCAUGACUCAUUACAAUCGGGGUGGUACUGCAAUACACGAAAUUGGUCACUGGAAUGGUCUCUUACAUACUUUCGAAGGGGAGUCGUGUUCGAAAGACAAUGCUGGUGAUUACAUUGCAGACACACCGCAGCAGUCGGUGCCUACUGAUGGGUGCCCUUCUCAGAAGGAUUCAUGCCCGGAUAGCCCUGGCUUGGACGACAUACAUAAUUUCAUGGACUAUUCAUCUGAUGACUGUUAUGCUUCCUUUACAUCUAAUCAGCUGAAGAGAAUGCGAGACAUGUGGUUCUCCAUGAGGAAAGGAAAAUAA
Aspergillus fischeri NRRL 181 is the source of this 921-nucleotide messenger RNA. RefSeq names its product zinc metalloprotease. The coding region runs from base 1 to 921 and encodes 306 amino acids. Gene Ontology annotation, molecular function: metallopeptidase activity. The record is from RefSeq and is a predicted model, not a curated record. NCBI's taxonomy places the organism in Eukaryota, Fungi, Ascomycota, Eurotiomycetes, Eurotiales, Aspergillaceae. The transcript is spliced from 2 exons.